GCUGCGCACGGCCCGCAGCGCUCAGGGCCUCCCUUUGCGCCCGGCUCGCUGCCCUCUGCCUGUGGCUGCGCCGCGCUGGGCCGGGCCGGGCUGGGCUGCGCUGCGCUCCCUGCCUGAGGGCAGCUGCGACCCGCAGGUUUUCGGCCUCGCCAGCCCCAGCUUCUCUUGCCUUCCCUGCUCGUCUGUGGGCUUUUAUACCCUGAGGAGUUCAUUUGGCUUCCCUAGGGGCGGCAGCGAGGCGCUUUUGUUUCAGCCUUUCUCGCAGAGGUGCUGAGGUGAGGCGCGGCCUGAGGGCAGACAGAAGAGUAUCUACAGAAUGGCAACUGCUCAGAAGCAAAGGAAUUGUGUGAGUGCAAUUGUAUUCCCUAACAAAAUAUCUACUGAACAGCAAUCCCUGAUGCUAGUGAAAAGACUCCUGGCAGUAGCAGUGUCCUGCAUUACCUAUCUGAGAGGGAUUUUUCCUGAAAGUGCCUAUGGAACAAGAUACAUGGAUGAUGUCUGUGUCAAAAUUCUGAGGGAAGACAAGAACUGCCCUGGCUCUACUCAGCUGGUGAAAUGGAUGUUAGGAUGCUAUGAUGCCUUGCAGAAGAAAUAUCUCAGAAUGAUUGUCCUAGCAGUCUAUACCCAUCCAGAAGAUCCUCAGACCAUUACAGAAUGCUACCACUUCAAAUUCAAGUACACCCACAAUGGACCACUGCUGGAUUUUGGCAGUAAGAACAAGAGGAAUGAUUCCACAAUCACCUGUGCAGACACCAGGAAAGCAAGUGUCCUGCUGAUCCGCAAGAUCUAUGUUCUGAUGCAAAACCUGAGCCCCUUACCAAGUGAUGUGUGCCUGACUAUGAAGCUGUUUUAUUAUGAUGAAGUUACACCCUCUGACUACCAACCUCCUGGGUUUAAGGAGGGUGAGUGUGAGGGGAUGAUAUUUGAGGGGGAGCCCAUGUAUCUGAACGUGGGUGAAGUGCCAACACCUUUCCAUAUGCUGAAAGUGAAAGUUACAACUGAAAAGCAACGAAUGGAAAACGUUGAUAGAAGCAUCCUAAAGCAGGGAGAGAGGAAUGUGCCCAUCCAAGUGCUCAGAGAGGACCGAGAUGAUCCAGAGGAAGAGGACCAGAACAUGAAUGAAGCUCCUGUGUUGGAUAAUGAAGAUAGGAAUAAUGUAAACAUUUCAGAAGCUCAAGAACCAAAUCUAACUUGUGAAGAAGAUGAAGUUAGAAAGGCUGAAGGGAACCAGAAUCUCUGUGUUUCUAACCCUCAGGUUGAUCAUUUGGCAAGUAAAACAUCUCAACUGAAUAUGUCAGAGAGCAGGACAAGAAGUGGAAGGAUAUUUCAAAGCACUAUUCAUCAGCUUGAGCUCUCAUCUAGCCAGGAUGUGCUGCCCAAAAGGAGGAAGAUGAGUGAACCAAAGGACCAGUUCUAGACACCCAUCUCCCUGCCGCUUGUUUCCCGAGUUCCACACCACUUCCAUGUUGCUGUUUCAUGUGAAUAUUCCUGUUUAAAUAUCUCCUAGAGGUAUUUUCUGUUCUAUUUGUAGUGUAAAUUAAGAGUAUUUUAGGGAAAGAAAAUCUGUUCAAAAAGGCAUAGCUGAAGAAAUCUGAACAUGUAUUUUUAAUGAGGUUGAACCCAUCAGGAAAGGCAGAAGGUAUCUGGCUGCAGAUGGGAGUUGAGAGCCAAUCUGCAGUGAAGGGAGGAGGAUUUAUCUCUGCUUAUGACCUGUGUAAAUCCUGAGGGUGAUGAGGGAACAACACUACCCACAGCACAGGGCUUCACCAGUUACUUUUGGGCUGCAUUAUAAGGCUGAGCCUGCCUCAUGAGGCACAGGACCCCUCAAGUCUUGGGUUCCUUUCCAGAGCUUUCUGGAGGGCUCUGGUCACCUACAGCACUACAGUUUUUCUCUUUACUACUGUGACAGUUGGGCCUGGCCCUUUGCAUCUCUUCCAGACUCUUAGACACCAGUUAAUUAAAAACCAAGAAUUCUUCAUACCUUCAGUGACAUAUUUGAUACCAAAAUGCAGGUUUUUCUGUACAGCUGUGAUGUGAUUAAAAAGCUUUACCCUGUGGCAGCAGCUUGUCAUAGUGCUGUGAGGCUAUGUGGAGACACCUGCUUGUAGGUGCAAUGGGGAGCUGCAGAGGCUGGGCAUGGUGCCAUUUCUGACCAAAAUGUUGAUUCAUUUUUCCUGUGCACUGAAUGAAUUGAAGCUGUUUCUGUGUGGCAAAGAACUGUCAGUCUCCAGGUGGGGACAGCUGAGCGUUCUUUGACGUGUUUGACUCUUACUUUAAGAAAGGCUUUUUUGUCAUCCUCCAUUAAACCAGUGUUAGGAGCUGCUA
This is a messenger RNA of Pogoniulus pusillus (Red-fronted tinkerbird), 2325 nucleotides long. RefSeq names its product HORMA domain containing 1 (gene HORMAD1). The record is from RefSeq and is a predicted model, not a curated record. The coding region runs from base 317 to 1417 and encodes 366 amino acids. The transcript has 14 exons. Lineage: Eukaryota; Metazoa; Chordata; Aves; Piciformes; Lybiidae.